ACUUCGAGAUAUUGGUAUGCAUACCACUUUUGCUUUCAUCUGCCCUCCCCAGUUCCGGUGAUUAAAAACAUGAUAUCACGCCUAGAUAGUAGUUGAUGCCUUCUGGCAAUGAUAUUUCCCUCAUCACCAAGAUCUCUGAGGAACAUCCUUAAAUCCAGACUUUGGAUCAUCACUCAUCUUUGCUUUGACUGGUUUCUAACCUUGUGCAAAUCCAGGUCCCGUCUCAAGUCUAUUAUAGCUCUCUUGACUCAAUGCUUAUCUCUUACAUUUCCCAAAAUUCUUCACAUUGUAGAAUCGGUUCCGCGUAGACUAGUAUCCUCCGUCUGGCUGGAUGUUGUAACAUUGUUAUAUCGAGCUUGGUUACAUGUUAACAGAAUUGAUGGCCUGCGUAGUUCAGAGAAAAAGUUUCAGCGCUAUUAAAGAUCUAAAUAUAUGCGAAAGUGACACAUGGUAAAGCUUUACGUGGAAAGAUGAUGAGGGGCCUACAUCAACCCCCUGUUUCCCUUUCGUGAAGUCCAUCUAUAUCAUUAACUGUAAUCGACCGAUUACGGAGACGAGGCUAUUACGAUGAACCCGCACCCAUCCCCGCGACACUAGCAAUUGGGCCCUCGCGACUCAGCA
Messenger RNA from Aspergillus fijiensis CBS 313.89, 621 nucleotides. RefSeq lists its product as uncharacterized. The record is from RefSeq and is a predicted model, not a curated record. NCBI's taxonomy places the organism in Eukaryota, Fungi, Ascomycota, Eurotiomycetes, Eurotiales, Aspergillaceae. The coding region runs from base 109 to 420 and encodes 103 amino acids. The transcript has a single exon.